AUGAGCAAGAAGGUGGUGUUAGAAGAGGACGAGUAUGUGGAGGCGCUUGGCCAGAUCAUCGAGCGCGAUUUCUUCCCAGACCUACCCAAGCUCAAGAAGCAGACAGAGCUGCUACGAGAUGAAGAAGGAUUGCCGUGGACCGACACAACAUUACGUGCUGCUUCGACCUCUCGAGGCGUUGUAUCUGUGCGUAGCAACGCUAAUGAAUCAGGAUGGGAUCAACCUACUCCAAUGGUGGAGCAGUACGCACUUGAUGAAGAUGGACACGAUAGUACGAAGGCAUCCAUGACGCUGAACCAUUUCGUUGCGACCCAUACUUCCGAGGACAACGAAUCAUUCAACGAACUGCAAGAAAAAGCGGUGAAAGAUCAUCAACGACGAUACCAUUGGGCGUUUGACGACGAUAAGGACAAGGGCGACCCGAAGCUUCACUUGUUGACGAAUGGGACGUGGAUUUCGAAGGAACAGCGACAGAUUGCAGACGCAGCUUGUGCUCCUAAAGGUCCGAAGGACGAUAGACCAAGUGCUCCGGAGACAUGGACAUAUCGUGCAAGGAACCCACUACUCUUCCCUCCUGAGCUUGACGCAACGCGAGAUAUCUGUCAGGUAGGUCAGUUGCUACUCGAAAACAGCUCAAAGUCACGCUUAAGAUUGCCACCAAGGCCGGGAAAGAAGAUUGUCUACGCAAACUCUAGGUUUUGUUCAGAUGGUACAAAGGACUAUUCAUUGGUCCCGAUGACACCGCUCAUUGCUCCAGGUGUGGAUGCAAGCCCACUGAUGACUUGGGGGGAUAUCGAGGGCACACCAGCGAUGCUAGGCUCACAAGCGACACCAGAACGCAGCCGGAGUACCCCCAGUUUCGAAGUGCAAGAAACUUCACAACGAGAAAAACUCGCCAAUCGACUGGAGUCUCAAGCCCGCUAUCGCAACUCUAACUCGCGGUUAUCAGGGAUAAAGAAGACGCCUUCAAGAAAGCGAUCGGAAGUUGAGCGAACUCCAGAGUUGCGCAGUGUUCGCGCUCGCAUAUCCAGUGGUCGGUCUGUUUUGCGCACUCCACUUGGCUCGGAUCCGCAGUUACGAGCUAGCUAUUCUACACCGUUACGAUCUUCGUCCAAGACACGGAAGACGAGAUGA
Phytophthora infestans T30-4 is the source of this 1134-nucleotide messenger RNA. RefSeq lists its product as uncharacterized. Gene Ontology annotation, cellular component: catalytic step 2 spliceosome. NCBI's taxonomy places the organism in Eukaryota, Oomycota, Peronosporomycetes, Peronosporales, Peronosporaceae. The record is from RefSeq and is a predicted model, not a curated record. The coding region runs from base 1 to 1134 and encodes 377 amino acids. The transcript is spliced from 7 exons.